GAGGUCGGAUGCCUAUAGGCAAGUCCGAGCUACUAGACAAAAUUCCGCUUUUGCUUUCCUUAGGACUUUGAGGAAACUCAUCAGUAAACUCGUAUUCCUCCUUCAUGCUGACAAGGGAUGAUUCAACUUAUGUUUUGGAGUGCAUUGAUUAAGGUUACAAUUCAAGAUUUCUUUUUGUCCGCACUCAAUGUUCCACAUUUGCACUAAAUUUCAAAACUCGAAGCACGAUACGGAUCUAGAAUUCGAAUUUUUCGGCUCAUGAUGCAGUUGCGUAAAAUUUGCGAUGCCGAACAACUGCAGCAACAGCGACAGGCGUAGGUGGGGUGUUUACGAACGUGUCAGAAGGUGCGGGUCAUGUGUUUUCCAACAACAAACAUGGCGUCCGUCAUAAAAGACACUGGUGAGAUUUGGACUAGGCUAUUUGAUCACCGACCAUUCGUUCAGGGCGAAGUUACUUUUUUUCUACGCGAAUUCCAGGACAAGAGAGAAGACAGAGAAGUAUUGAGACUUUUCAAAAUCCUUGAAUAUUCAACAGAACUUGGACAGAAUCAAUUGGAUCGAGCUGAGCAGCUUGGUGAUUGCCAUUUGCCAAGUUUGAAAGCAAAUGUUGAUGUUGCACUGAGUAUGUGUGAAUGUGUUCUUCAAAAAGAAGACGAAUUUGACAGUGAUAGCAAGUUACAAGAAAACAGAGAGGUGCGCAAAGCUGAGUGGGAAAGGUUCAUAAAUGAUAUGAGUGACAAGUGUUCAAGAGUUGACCAAGAAUUUCAAGACAAAGAGAAGGAACUGAGAGAAUUUUAUGCUGACCUGGAAAGAAAGCUUCAUAUAACGUCUUAAUUUCUGUUACUGCCUAAUAAUGCCAUUAGAAACUAUCGAGGAUCAUCACAUUAAAAUAAAACCAACUUCUAAGCUGAUAGAUUUCAUUGUUAAAGACAUCAAGAGUGCAAAGGAUUUACCAGAAAACAUUGGACUGUUGAAAAAUAGUCACCAGAACAAACGUCAUAGUUGUCUUCUAACAUUAAAUGACAUCAAGUGGCUUAAAUCAUAUGUAUUAGAGCAACGAGAUACAUCUAACAGUAAAGUUUAUAUUCACCAACUAUUAGAAGGUGUAGAUAUAAUAUUACCUGAGCCAAAAGUUACACCAAGAAAUCCAGAACUAGAAGCAAGAAUUAAGAAACUUCAAGCCCAGCAAGAUGCUAGGGAUUACCAGGCAAUGACCAAAGGUGUUGAUAAUUUUCGUAAACAUAUACCAGAGGAUACCAUUGCUUUCCAAAUGAAGCUCAUGAAUAAACAGCUGAUUGCUGUUGCACAAUUUGUGUUUUCUGUGAUGGCUGGUUUUGCAUUUGGUUUCAUUGGUGUGGAAUUAAUAGUUGGCAAUUUAGACUUUGGCUUCAGAUUGCUACUGGGGGUAAUAUGCUCUAUAGUUAUAGCCCUAGCAGAAAUUUACUUCUUAGCGAAGAAACUUAGUGAAGAUUAUGAGGAUACGCCUACAAGAUCUGUACCCAAGAAAUUACAUCAAGAAUAAUCAAGUUACAAUAAUUCUAAUAUGCAGUGCAUGUAUAAUACAUUUUCUUUAUACUUAAUGUACAUUGGUUUAUAAAAUUGAUAACUUCUGAAUAUGCAUUUUUUAAAA
Molecule: messenger RNA, 1630 nt
Organism: Nasonia vitripennis (jewel wasp)
Lineage: Eukaryota; Metazoa; Arthropoda; Insecta; Hymenoptera; Pteromalidae
Product: transmembrane protein 199
Exons: 5
Coding region: 854-1522 (222 amino acids)
Biological process (GO): vacuolar proton-transporting V-type ATPase complex assembly
Cellular component (GO): endomembrane system
Source: RefSeq, a predicted model, not a curated record